AUGUCCAGAACGAGACCCACGACCGAAUCGGCGGGAAUGGGCAUAUGUCUUCUCUUGGGGGUUCGGCCUUCGAUCCGUUCUUCUGGUAGCAUCACUUGGAGGCAUUUACCACCAGUCUUCAUGGCACUGCACCCUGUGCCAUACGCCACCUUCAACGCCCCGGAUGGCGAGUCCCAGACCAGAGACACGCCCCUUGGCGGAUCCUUCCGCAUCCUUAUCUUCCUCGCCAACACCCCGCCACCACCAUCACCACCCAUGAUAGCAGUAGCGGCUUCCAAACUGCGUUGGCCCGUGCUCGGACGAGCAGGUGGGCGGGCCGCACAUAAUAGUAGUAGUGGUGAUGGUGGCGGCGAAGCGACGCGGUGCGGGCGGUGCAGGACACACGCGGCGCGGGCGCUGAUGGUGUCGGGGACGGUGCCGUUGACGGCGGCGUUGUUGGGACGGGGGGUUGGUGGUGAUGGCGAUGGGGGUGGGAGUGGGGUGGUGGGUUGGAGGCGGCGGGGGUGGUGCCGUAUUUGA
Chaetomium globosum CBS 148.51 is the source of this 519-nucleotide messenger RNA. RefSeq lists its product as uncharacterized. NCBI's taxonomy places the organism in Eukaryota, Fungi, Ascomycota, Sordariomycetes, Sordariales, Chaetomiaceae. The record is from RefSeq and is a predicted model, not a curated record. The coding region runs from base 1 to 519 and encodes 172 amino acids. The transcript is spliced from 2 exons.